ACAGCUCGAGCCGAACAAUGGUUCCAUGGCAACCAGGGGCUAAGGGUGGCAGAGGGGUUGCAUUGAUUGCAAUAUUUCCCUCUGGACCCUGCUGCAUGGCACACUCAAACUGUUACUUGGCCAAAAGAGAGCUGCAGAAAGUGAGAAAAACAAAGAACUGUGGGUGCUGGGAAUCAGAAAUAGAGAAGGGGGACCGUUUAAAGGUACUGUUCCAACUGGGAAGACCCGAAGCUUCGUAUUGAAAGGGACCAUGAGCUGUCAUGCCACUCCAGCGACUGCUCGAACGGUUCAGUUCAAAGACCCAAUAUGUGGUGAUGAUCCAGCUGCUCCACAGGUUGAGCCCAGAGAUGACAAUAUCAACUCGUCCCUCGCUCGAAAGGUUCACUUUGAAGACUCGGUGUGUGAUAAUCUCAAACUGCCCUUUUCAAAAGUUGAGUCUGCAAAUUGUGAAAUUGAUCCCAAUUCACCCCUAGCUCAGAAGGAUCAGAUUGAAGACUCAAUUUGUAAGGAAUUUAACCAAUCUUUUGCCCCUAAGGUUGAAUCUGAAGACAUAGUUUAUGAGGAUGCUGAUUUAGCCCAUGCUCGGAAGGUUCAGUGUAAUGAAGUGCGGGACGAUUUCAAUCCAGCUUUUGUUGUAAAGGCAUGUAAUGACAGCGUGUGUGAUGAUAUCCGUUUAUCCUUUGCUCCAAAGGGUGAGUGUAAAAGCUCAGUCCGUGAUGAUCACAGUCAAUGUUUUGCUUCAGAAGUUGAGCAUAAGAAGGAAAUGAAUGGUGAUAGUCCUGUUCCAGUCGCUGCUGCAAAAGCAGGGGAUGAGAAGCUGUGGUCUCCCUGCGCGAAUCCUGGUAACCCAAUCUUUUCCUGCAUGGCAAAGUUCCCGACGGCACCAUUUUCCCCCGUUCCGUUCGUUAAACCACAAAAUCCACUUUUCAGAACCACCAGUGCGGCGUAUGGGUCCAACCAACCGACUUGUGAAAUUGCUCCUUCAGUCUACAAACCACUAACGCAGUCCUUCUCUGCGAUGCUCCAAACCGGCGGAAUGUACCGUAACCGUUCUUUAAAUACUGGGUCGGAUAAAAAGAGAGUGCACGAUUUUCUCCCCUUAUAACUCGACUGUACGGGGAGCGAAGUCGUCGUGAUUCGAGAGUGCAUGUGGU
This is a messenger RNA of Rhincodon typus (whale shark), 1154 nucleotides long. RefSeq lists its product as uncharacterized. NCBI's taxonomy places the organism in Eukaryota, Metazoa, Chordata, Chondrichthyes, Orectolobiformes, Rhincodontidae. The transcript has a single exon. Gene Ontology annotation, cellular component: axonemal microtubule. The coding region runs from base 251 to 1105 and encodes 284 amino acids. The record is from RefSeq and is a predicted model, not a curated record. Gene Ontology annotation, biological process: axoneme assembly.